GUUUUGUUUGAGUAAUUAAAGUAGCCAAUCAGCUGAUCUAGCGGUUGCUUGGCGUUCACCAAGCGGGAAGUUGUUGUGCGAUGGCGGCUGGGAGGGCAGAAGCUUUCGAGAUGACAGUUAAAGCGCUGGAAAGUUGUGUGGUUGAUUUAUCAGAGAUGGGAUUGCAGCGUUUUGAUACAGUUUCUCUGUGCCCGGCAAAUAUUUUCACCCUGAUUUUGGACAAGAACCAACUGACUAAAUUGGAAAAUGUGGAAAAAUGCAGCGAUUUAGUGCAAUUAUCUGCAGCCAACAAUCGCCUAGUCCGGAUGAUUGGUGUAGCAAAGCUUGUCAAUUUGCGAGUUUUAAAUUUGCCUAACAACAGCAUUGGAAAUAUUGAAGGCCUCAAGGACUUAAUCCAUCUAGAAUGGCUCAAUUUAGCUGGGAACAACAUCAAGACUGUGGAAGCCAUUAACAGCUGCAUAUCUCUACGACAUUUGGAUUUAUCAGACAACAACAUUGCCUUGAUAGGUGACCUAUCAAAACUCCUGUCUCUAAAGAUACUACUUUUGCAUGGAAAUACUAUCACUACACUUCGUUCUGCUUCCAGUCACCUUCCUCCAGAAUUAAACAUUCUAUCCCUUGCAGAGAAUGAAAUAAGAGAUCUGAAUGAGGUUUCCUAUUUGGGGUUCCUUCGUGAAUUGGAGCAGCUGUCAAUCAUGAACAAUCCUUGUGUGAUGGCAACGCCCUCCCUUCCUGGAUUUGACUACAGACCAUAUAUUGUCAGUUGGUGUUUAACUCUACGGAUUCUAGAUGGUUAUGUAAUCUCACAGAAAGAAAGCCUCAAAGCAGAGUGGCUAUACAGUCAAGGGAAAGGUCGAUCAUUUCGACCUGGCCAACAUGUGCAGCUGGUCCAAUAUUUGGCUUCAGUUUGUCCCCUCACAUCAACUCCAGCACUGCAAUCUGCAGAGGAUGCUAAACUUGAAAAAAUUCUGAAUAAGCAGAGGCUUCACCAACUAGAACUGAUGGAAAAGUUCCAGAACAACAGCCAUACUCCACAUUCGAGUCCCAAUUUGGAGCUGUCAUUUCAAAGUGAAUGUAACAGGCCAACACAAAGUCACACUAUCCAUAAUACGAAAGAGCCUGUAAUUCGCAUUAACUCAUGGGUUGCAGCGGGUGACCCUGGACAGCAGCCCAAUGCAAUUAAGCAAUUCUCACCAACUCUUGGAGAGACUUCAGGAUGCUGUCAUGGUGAGCUCUUCUUGGAGGAUAUACAGACUGAUGAAGAUAAAUUGAAUAGCAGUCUUCUGUCUUCUGAAUCCACGUUCAUGCCUGUGACCACUGCAAUGUCGCCUCUUUCACCUUCCCAUGAUCUGAGGCUUCCUGCAGAUAGUCUGACUCCAGAAGGUGAUGCCACAGCGCCACUGCAUUUGGAAGCUGGAGUUAACCGUGAAGAUAGUGAUGACCAAAAAUACCUGAAGGCAGCAAGGAGAGCCGAAGAUUAUGAAUCUUGGGUGGGAAGAUCGGGUGAGAGAAGUAAGGAAGAGAGUGGCAGGAUAUUAUCUGCAUCCAACCCUAUGCAAUCUUCUGUCACCUUCACUUUAAGCGAAAGCAAAAACCCAAUGUCAGCUGAAUUAACAAAGGAGCAAUGUUUUCCAGACAGCAAAUUAUCAAGUCAGACACAAGUGGAAACUGUGCAGGAGGUGAUGGGAGAGGACACAAAGCCAGAUAAAUCUGAUAUGUCUAAAGCAAUUGAGGCAAACCCAGAAUAUAUGAAUAAAGCAGCUGUAAAGAUUCAAGCAUGCUGGCGUGGAUUCUACACUAGGAACUGGAAUUCACAGGCAAAGGAAAUACGUUGUGAAAUCCGACUACGUAGGAUGCAGGAACACGUGGAAUACUUGACUGAAGAAGUAAUCAGAUGGAGGAAAGAGUGUGAAGAAGAACGUAUUCAAAGAAUGGUACAAGAAGAAGCUGUAAAGUUCUUAUGGAAUGAGGUUCGACGCCUCCAGGAGUGGCAACUAUCCAUGACCCAGAAACAAAAUGAAGUACUACACCCUGACACAAAAGAACCCAUUCUUCUGCAGCCUAAGUUUAUUCAUCUUUCUGAAUGCACACCCUUUAAUAACUAUAAAAGCCUUUCUUCCCGACAAAAUGUUCACUCGGAGAUUUCACUGCGAGAAUUUCCUGACUCUGGCUUUCAAUCUUCGGACGUAAUCCACAAUUGUCUUCAAGAGUCUCUGAAUUCUUGUCAGAGUUCCUCAGGUGGCAGCACAAGCACAGUUUUAGAAGCCACCUCUGAACUUAAAAAAAUAGACCAUGAAUGUUUAAUGAAUGAUCCUGGAGAGCCAGACAGCCAAGAUUCCAUGCACACAAAAUGGGAUAAGGAAAACUCCAAUAGUGAACAGGACAGCAACCUUAUACAGCAGUAUCUCAAUUCUGUAAGGCAGCUGGAGGCUGCAGAAGAUGAAUCAAAUUUUAGUGGGAGAACAGAGUGCAGUAGUAGGAAUGAUCAUGAUUCCCUUUGCGGUGCUUCGGUGGAAAUGCCUGAAGAUGACUGCACUGAAAUUUCAGAUUCCCUUUGUCAAGCAGAAGAAUGUGUCAGUGUGGACAAGUAAAGGACCAUGAGUGACUCUCUCAGCAUUAUGAAUUGAUGUAGAUUACUCAAACCAUGACCAUUUAGGAGUAAUGCUAAUAAACCCAGAAUAUUUAUGUGAAAGCAAUACUAAGUAGGCUAAAUUUGUCUAAGGUGCUGGAUUGGAUUCAAUGCUGCUUCUUCCAAAUAAACUUAUUCAGGAGACAUCAUGCAAGUAAAAUGUAAUUGCGCUAAUUCUAUGUGUUAAUUUAGUUAGUUUCAUCUGUCAGCAUUUCAACUAGCAUUGAUUUGCAUCCAGUGUCCAGUUUUUGUGUUAUUCUCUGAUUAUUCUUCCGAUGAGGAUAUUUUUUGUUCUUUUCUGGACUUUCCAGUUAUCCAUGACACUUGGUUCAAGGUGUGAAUAGAUAUGCCUACAUCUUCCUUUCAGCAUGAUGGCAUGACUGAGAUUAUUAAAUUCCUGCAUCUUAUUUGAAAAGUGUGAAAUUGUAUUGUGUCCUAUGACAAAACUCUGAAGAUGUGAUCAAGAAAGCUUUGUUAUUUAUUUUAAUAUGUAGCAUGGAUUAGGGUGAUGACCUGAUCUUAAACGUGCAGGUCCAUUUGUUAUUGAACAUAUAUUUAAGUUUAAGACUGAAGAAAAUGUUUCUUACAUCCCUUUUAUUUGAUUUUUAUUUUCUUUACCAAAAAUGAAAUGACAAAUGUAUAUACUUGUAAUAUCAGGACUAAUUGAUAAAUACAUAAAGAUCUCUCUCCUUGAUGUUUAAAGUCAUGGAAAAUAACUAAACACUAAAAUGCAUGUAAAUUUGCUGAGAAAAAUGUACAUUUUACAAUAACAGUUUAGAAAAACAAAAUCUGGACCAUUCUCAAUGUCUGAUUCUAUUUAUAGUUUUUCUGAUUACCUAUUUUCAGUGGCAAUUCUUGCUGUCUAACAUGCAAAAUAAAUCAUUUCUAACCCUUC
This is a messenger RNA of Pristis pectinata (smalltooth sawfish), 3524 nucleotides long. It is a transcript of the gene cep97, whose product is annotated as centrosomal protein 97. Bases 81 to 2591 code for a protein of 836 amino acids. The transcript is spliced from 11 exons. Gene Ontology annotation, molecular function: protein binding. The record is from RefSeq and is a predicted model, not a curated record. Lineage: Eukaryota; Metazoa; Chordata; Chondrichthyes; Rhinopristiformes; Pristidae.